GCCGAUCCAACGACGGCGGUAAGCGCACUCAACUACAGCUCUGGAACGACCGGGGUACCAAAAGGGGUUGCGAUUACACAUUACAACUACGUGGCUAAUUGUAUUAAUUGGAACUACGUCGAUGGGCUAGACCCAGACUAUGAAGAGAAGCGAAAACGAGGUCGUCGGCUUGGCUAUCUACCUAUGUACCACGCAUAUGGCUAGACAACUUAUCUCGCUGGCUUCCCUUCGCAAUGUAUUCCCCUGUAUAUAAUGCCUUCAUUCGACUUCGAGAAGAUGUUGCAGCAUAUCGAGAAGUUCCGUAUCGAUAGUCUCGGUUUGGUACCUCCGGUCGUAGUUGCGCUCGCCAAGAGUCCACUAAGUCGCGAGUAUGAUCUUAGCAGCGUCAAGACGUUUACCUCUUCUGCAGCGCCUGUAGACGCUGAGAUACUCGAAGAAGCAGCCAAAUUGUGGCCACCAGGUGCCUUAACUAUCAAUCAAGCUUGGGGUAUGACCGAAACGACAUGUCCGGCUACGCUGUUCGACCCCACCGUGAGGGCCAACCCGGCCUCUGUCGGUGAGGUGGUGCCGAAUUGUUCAAUACGCAUCGUAAAAACUGAUGGUUCGGGAGAGGAGGUCACGAAAGCAAACGAGCGUGGCGAGUUGUGGGUCGCGGGGCCUAUCAUAUUUAAAGAGUAUUGGAAUAAGCCUGAAGCCACGGCGGCCACCGUUCACAUUGACCCCGAUGGUACUCGUUGGCUCAAGACUGGAGAUAUCGCAUACAUAGACAAGUACGAACCGGGCGGAUACUUCUAUAUCGUCGAUCGUAUUAAAGAGCUCAUUAAAGUGAAAGCCUAUCAAGUAGCGCCUGCUGAGCUCGAGGCUCUACUUUUGGAUAACAAGGGCAUCAUCGACGUAGGCGUAUGCGGCGUCACGAUCAACGGCGAAGAAUGGCCAAGGGCAUACGUUGUGCCGAAUCUCGAUGUGGAACAAACCGAACAAGAUAUUGCGAAGUGGUUGGAGUCGAGAGUAGUCCACUACAAGCGGCUACGAGGCGGCGUCAAGUUCAUCGAUGCCAUUCCAAAAAAUGCGUCCGGUAAGAUACUCCGAAAGAUACUCAGAGAUCAGGCCGCGAAGGAGGUUGGAGACAGAAAACCGAGCGAAUCAAAAUUAGCUUAAGGCGCCACUUCAUCAUAUAU
Molecule: messenger RNA, 1178 nt
Organism: Hypoxylon trugodes
Lineage: Eukaryota; Fungi; Ascomycota; Sordariomycetes; Xylariales; Hypoxylaceae
Product: luciferase
Exons: 2
Coding region: 253-1158 (301 amino acids)
Biological process (GO): secondary metabolic process
Molecular function (GO): CoA-ligase activity
Source: RefSeq, a predicted model, not a curated record